Messenger RNA from Malus domestica (apple), 1169 nucleotides. RefSeq names its product SEC14 cytosolic factor-like. The record is from RefSeq and is a predicted model, not a curated record. NCBI's taxonomy places the organism in Eukaryota, Viridiplantae, Streptophyta, Magnoliopsida, Rosales, Rosaceae.
UCCCAACCUUUUGGCUGUUAAAUUAUCAAAUCAAUUUAAAAUUUUUAUACUGUUCUUCCAAAUUUCCAGGAGAAUCAAAAGAGUGGAGAUGCUUGUACGAACUCAGAGUCACUAGCGACAAACCAGCAUUGUCCCAUUUCUCCGUUCUUUACUUCUCCCGCCCUUUCGUCAACGCGACACUCUCUCUCCAAAUCACUUCUUCUUCCUUGUAAAAUCCCAGAAACAAAGCAAUUCUCGGACCCAGAAACCAAAAAAUGGAGAAUACCCAAGAUUUUGCUCUGGCUGAGAUGAAGAAAUCAGUGCAAAAGCUUGGAUCUUCCACUGAGUUUGGAGACCCAACUCUCAUGAGGUUCUUGAUUGCGAGAUCAAUGGACCCGGACAAAGCAGCAAAGAUGUUUGUUCAGUGGCACAAAUGGAGGGCUUCGUUUGUUCCGAAUGGAUUCGUUUCAGAUGGCGAAGUGAAGGAUCAAUUGGCAGACAGAAAGAUCUUCUUGCAGGGUUUGUCCAAGGACGGGUACCCUGUGAUGGUUGUGAAGGCAAGCAAGCAUUGUCCUUCCAAGGACCAGCUCCAAUUCAAGAAAUUCGUGGUUCAUCUGCUUGACAAAACAAUUGCAAGCUCUUUCAGGGGAAAAGAAAUUGGAAACGAAAAGAUGAUCGUCAUUCUUGAUUUGCAACAACUUUCAUACAAAAAUGUUGAUGCGCGAGGGUUUAUCACCGGAUUUCAAUUUCUGCAGUCUUACUACCCCGAGCGAUUAGCGAAGUUGUUCAUCUUAAGCAUGCCAUGGUUUUUCGUAAGUGUCUGGAGGAUGAUUUCUCGCUUCCUCGAGAAGGCAACGCAAGAGAAGAUUGUGAUUGUGAGCAAUGAGGAAGGAACAAAAAACUUCAGAAAGGAAAUCGGCGAAGAAACCUUGCCAGAAGAGUAUGGCGGACGAGCAAAGCUUGUACUUCUCCAAGAUGUUGUACUGGCACCGGUGGAGGAUUGAUUCUACAGCUGCAUCAAGAUUGAGGAUGCUCUCGCAGUCUGAUCUUCUAGGCAGACUUUGUACUGUUAAUCCGCUAGACGUGAAACUAAUUUGUUCCUUCUAAUGCUUCGUUCCUAAGUAAUUUAUCUUCUACUUUUAAGUUGGACGACAUUGCUUAUAUAUUCAUGACCCACAUUUCUAUUUUCA